AUGACGACGUCUUUUUGGGUCGUCGGUAAAACACUCAAGAGUGCUAAAAUGAUUGUUCCAAUCAUCGGCAUUUUGGGAAUCUGUCACGUCGCCUCAUCGAUGACAUUGCGCGAAGCGAGCAAAUUCGAUGCGAACAAACGAGCUCAACUCUCCGCUUUUGACACUUUAGGGGGAAUGGGUCUCGGAAAAAGAGCGCAAUUUUCCGCGUUUGAUACUCUCGGUGGAAUGGGUUUGGGAAAGCGGUCGCAAAUUCAACAAUUUUCCGGAUUUGACACAUUAGCCGGAAUGGGUCUCGGCAAGAGAAACGCCGAUUACGGUAGUGAUAAACGUGCUGCUUUGAGCACUUUCGAUUCUCUUGCUGGAAUGGGUCUUGGAAAGCGUUCGGAGCGACCAAAACGCGCCGAUUUCAGUCAACUCGACACAUUGGGCGGAAUGGGAUUCGGCAAACGUUCAAACGAUCAAGACUUCGUCCCCAUUCGAUAUAUUUAA
This is a messenger RNA of Caenorhabditis bovis, 489 nucleotides long. The record is from the annotation of a GenBank genome assembly. NCBI's taxonomy places the organism in Eukaryota, Metazoa, Nematoda, Chromadorea, Rhabditida, Rhabditidae.